GUGAAUAAGACUCAGAGGUGAGGAUUCUUUGUAAGCAUAAAAUGUGACUUUGGUAUAGGUCGUAGGUGAAGGGGUCAAAGUUAGGAAUACUUUAAAAACUUUUAUAGUAAUUUAUGAAUGAAUUUGCUUAGGCGUUCAAAAUGCUGUGCAUAAACUUGAUUCUGUAAUAUUCUAGGCCUUAUUUGAAAUCUUGCAGGUUCUUUAAAGCAAAGUUGUUUCCUGUAUUUUCCUCAGUAUCAAAUAGACAUUCCUUGAUUUUUUUUUUUCAGUAUCAAAUAGACAUUCCUUAAUCACCUCGUAAACACAGGCCACUUCUGAACAUUUACUCCCUUGAAAAUUUAGACUAAUGAUGGGUUACUCAUAUGGUUGCAGUUCACUUAAUUUAAGGCAGCUGACACUUGAGAGUUCCUUCAGAUUCUGUAACAUUGGGAUAUGGUCCACCAGGUGGAGUUACCACAGUUCGGUAUCUUCAUUUAUCUUUUCUUUCCUUAUUAAACCUUUAUUUAGCGCUUCAUGUAUUGCCACUGGAAGAUAACGUUACUUUAUAUCACUUUCUUGUCCCCUUUCUGCUUACAUAGUCUAAGUAACAUCUGAUAAGUUUCAUCCUAUAAGUUACAUCCUUUGCUUGUGUAUUUCAGCUUUUGAGUCCUUCGUAGCACCACAUAUAAGUCACCAGCAUAAAUGCCAAUAGUCAUAAGUCAUAACCGUAUCAUUCGUUACUUCUUCAAGUGUGACACAAAGGUACCACCAGCUUGAACACCGACAUACUCUUUGUAAUAGUGUAACCCUCUCUCGAUUUGGACCAUUGUAACGCAAUCGCUGUGACACUUGGAACUCAGACAUGCCAGAAAAAGGAAUUGGAUACUAAAAGUGAACACAGGAAUUUCAGGAUGACAGAUAGAUAAAUUCCAAUCACACAGGCAUGUUUGUCUUUGUUAGUGAUUUCAUUGUCAUGGCUGUCAUGUUGCUUCAUCUUCGUUUGUCAUUUGUUAUAUUUAAUUUUGUUUCCUCGUCAUUGAGAAAAAGUGUGAUUUUUUCCAGUAAUAUUCUCAUCUUCUGUGCUUAUAGAAGUGUGAGGCAAUUCAUGUCUCAGUAGAUACCAGGAACUGCAGACAAUCUUGAGAGUUUUAUUUGACCAUUGUCUCUUCUGACUUGAACCUUGACCCUGUUUCAAUGUUCACGCACACACCAAGUUAUAGAAUUUCUCCCUGUUAAACUCCCAUGCCGUUGUUUUGCCCUUCUCCCCUGCAAGAUACUAUUGCAUUUUUCAUUACAACCCUGCUGUUAGUCUGACCUGUUUCCUUGGCCCACCACACCGCCUUGUAAUAGACCCCCCUUUGCCAGGUAUGCGUUUAAGAGCUCCAAUAAGAUUUACAUCUUAGCCUCUGUAGGUAACCCUGUUUCCUGUUGAGAGGUUCUUCGUGCAAGCCCUAUUCUAUAAUACUCCGCCUAGCCCGAUCUGUUACGGUUCCUUCUCCCGUCACAAGCUUUAUCUGCUUUUAUGACCAAUGUGACAUCCUUGACAAGCCCUCCAUGUCCUACAGGUAGUUCAGGCAACGUCGCCUGGAUUUAUCCUCCACCAUGGGCCAUCCUGUAUCCUAAACUACCCUUGCUUAUCUACCUCCAAUACCCUAUGUUUCAUGUUCCAGGAACCUUUCCUUGAGAAGUGGGUUGUAUCAUGGGAACCCUUUAGGGUUAUGUAGUAACUGAUAAUACCUCACUAAGUGUCUCUUGAUCACGACAUUAUCUCCACCACAUCCCAGUAGUCUCCUCCGUACUUGAACACCUCCUCGUUAGGACUUUACUGUUCCAGCAUGAACUAUGUAAACCUAGAACUUCUGCUCCGAAAGCAAGAACUGUCUCUUAAGUGAAUGCUCUGUCCCUUGGCUCAACCCUAGAUUGCCCUUGAGCUUGCGUCUCCCACUUUCCAGUCCUGUCUCGUCUCACUGUCGCGCGUCUCCAUGUGAGAGGAAAUAUCAGAGACAAUAAUGAUGGAAUGGGACACUAGGGUAGAGGAAAUGUAGCCAGUGUGAGCCAGGGACGAGUUGAACUCCCUUCGCUCCAUGGCUGCCUUUGCUCUAUGCCUAAAGAUGGGCACAGCUCUAUACAUGCAGAUUUGCACGCUGUUCUGUGUACGUGGCUCCAUAUACGUAAAUUGUUGUGUAUGUGGCAUCGUGUACAUGACUUUGUAUUCAUAGUAACAUGCAGCUGAGUCUGUGCUCGUGCCAGCUUGCACGUGAAUCGUAGAUGACUCCCUCGUGCACACGACUCUGUGUACAUGACUCCAUGAUCAUGGCUGUGCACAUGGCGUGUAGACGACUGUAUGUAUACGUGGGUCAUGUGGACACUUCUUCUCUCUUCCUGGUAUGUUCGGCGCAUGUUGCCUCAUCUUGCAACUUGCAGGACCCACCGGCACGCUGACUCAGUCUGACACUGCCAACAACCAGUACAACAACAACACCGACUUGAGCAACAGCUACAACAACAACAGCAACAGCGGCAGCAAGGCGGUGCGCAUCCAGCCGGGGGGGCGCUUCCCCUCGCAGACGGCGCCCGCCAGGCUCGGCAUGUGGGACGACGACCACGACGAAGACAAGUUCCUCAAGAAGCUGCAGAAGGGUGAGGAGGAGGAUAUCGCAGGCACUUACUUCAAGCCGAAGCGAGCCAAUGAACUGCUCGUGAGGUUUCAGGACGAUGCAGGUACCCUAGCCAAGCCCCUGAGCAAGAAGAACAGCACGAGCAACAACGCCCUCAACAUGAGUAUGAGUCAGAGCAUGUGGGGCAACACCCUCAACCUCAACUCUUCCUUCAACAACUCCAACAACUCGUAUAACUCGUCGUGGGGCUCCAACUCCUCCUCCUCGAGCGUGGGGGGGUCGGGGGUCGGGGGAGUCAUGAGUAACGGAUGGUUAGGUACGUGGGCCUCGGCUCGCCACGACGCACGCACGCACGCACGCACGCACGCACGCACGCACGCACGCACGCACGCACGCACGCACGCACGCACGCACGCAGAUGUAUGUUCAUGCUUAUACAGAUACACUGAUGGAAAGACAUACAUACACGUCCAGCGCAUACACGUAUAAGCACGCCCGCGCGCGCGCACAAAAACACACACACACACACACACACACACACACACACA
Messenger RNA from Penaeus chinensis, 3145 nucleotides. RefSeq lists its product as uncharacterized. Lineage: Eukaryota; Metazoa; Arthropoda; Malacostraca; Decapoda; Penaeidae. The record is from RefSeq and is a predicted model, not a curated record. The transcript is spliced from 3 exons. The coding region runs from base 2367 to 3086 and encodes 239 amino acids.